This is a messenger RNA of Condylostylus longicornis, 1677 nucleotides long. Its product is annotated as sphingosine-1-phosphate phosphatase 1-like. The record is from RefSeq and is a predicted model, not a curated record. Gene Ontology annotation, biological process: sphingosine metabolic process; phospholipid dephosphorylation. Gene Ontology annotation, molecular function: sphingosine-1-phosphate phosphatase activity. Lineage: Eukaryota; Metazoa; Arthropoda; Insecta; Diptera; Dolichopodidae. The coding region runs from base 170 to 1378 and encodes 402 amino acids. Gene Ontology annotation, cellular component: endoplasmic reticulum membrane. The transcript is spliced from 6 exons.
GUCAAAUCCAGUCUAAGCAAUAGCAAAGCAAUCAAAGUAAACUACUAUGAAAAUUUAAAAAGGGAAAAAAUAGAAAAUAAAUUUAAAUUUUCUUUCUAUGUUAUUUUAAUUGUUAGAAAAUUUUGCAGUUCAUAUUUACUUACUUGAUGAAAUUUUGUAAUAAUAUUUCAUGACGAAUUUCGUGGAUUUUUUAAAAAGCCCCGAGUUAGUGAUAAGAGUUCAAGAAUUCUUUGGAAUAAAAUAUGUACAUAGAAAACGGAAACGAGCUACCAGUGAAACAAAUGAAGAAAAUUCUGAGACAGAAUCAGUAUCAUUAUCUCCAAGUCCAAAUGGAAAUUUAAAAAAAUAUGAAGAUGAAAUUAGUGAACAGAAAAAAAUCAUAAUACAAAACAAAUUUUGGUAUUAUAUAUUUUUAUUGGGAACUGAAUUAGGUGAUGAAGCCUUCUAUGCAACGUUUAUUCCAUUUUGGUUUUGGAAUAUAGAUGGAGCUGUCGGACGAAGAGUUGUUUUACUGUGGUCUUCCAUUAUGUAUGUAGGUCAAAGUCUUAAGGAUAUAAUUAGGUGGGAAAGACCUGGUUUUCCUGUGAUAAGGCUUCAAAAGAAAUGGAGCAUUGAGUAUGGAAUGCCUUCAACACAUGCAAUGGUUGGGUUUUCAAUUCCGUUUUCAGUUUUAAUAUUUACGCACCAAAGAUACCAAUACAAUUUCGUAUUUGGGAUAGUAAUUGCUGUUUUGUGGUGUACAGUAGUUUGUUUGAGCAGAAUUUAUUUAGGAAUGCAUAGUGUUUGUGAUGUAGUUGUCGGUUUACUUUUAACAAUGGUAUUGAUGACAGUUUUUGUUCCGCUCAUUGAUUACGCAGAUUUUUUUAUUAUUUCAUGGAAAUAUUCACCAUUAUUUUUGCUAUUUAUAUCAAUAAUGAUUAUAGUUUAUUAUCCAAUCUCCGAUAAAUGGACACCAACACGUGGUGAUACAACAACUGUGGUAUCUGUAACAAUUGGAAUAUUAAUUGGUGCAUGGAUUAAUUAUCAACUUGGAAAUAUGAUACCAUUAAAGUCAUCACCUCCCUAUAAAAUAAUAUGGCCGACAUAUACAAUGUUAGGUUUAUUACUGUUACGCACAAUUUUAGGAAUGUGUUGUAUUGUAGCCACUAUCGCUAUAGGAAAAUCAAUUUCUUACGCUAUAGUAUGCGCUAUAUUAGGUAAAGAUAAAAAUAAAUUAUUAAAUUCUGAAAAUCAUUUAAAUAAUAAGGAUAAAAUAUUUGUUGAACUUUGUUAUAAAUAUCUCACUUACGGUUUGGUGGGAUUAAGUACGCAAUAUCUUCUUCCAAGUGCUUUCAAAUUGCUGGGCAUUGAAAGACCCAAUUUUUAUACAGAAAUUUAAAAAAGAAGUUGUUAUUCUAAAACAAAUUGUUAAAAAUUUAUUGAACUUCCUUAUAGUUUUAAAUACUUGAACAUUCUCAAAUUUAUGAAAUUUAAUAAUAGUUUACUUAUUGAAAGACACUAAAACACUUUGAAACCUCUAGUUUAUAAAAUGCAUAUCACAAUAGUGAAUUAAUUUCUAUAAUAUAAAAAGUAACUUAAUACUAAAUAAGAAAUAUGUAUUCUAUUUAAGUUCAUCUCACGGACUUAAAACUUGUUUAGGAAAAUUCCGUCGUAAAUAUAUUAGCUUGUACGUUCUAU